GUUUUUAAGGGUGGACUGUGCACAUUUUAAUAUGCCGCCGGUGUAUCACCGAUAAAAAAACGUCCCCGAGUGGUAUUGAAACACCCUUCACAACAAAGAAUGUAAUCAAUGGACUCAUCUCAUUGGGUGAGUAGACCGGUGUGACGGGGAUAGUAGUCCUAGGGCUGGUAGUCCGUGUAACAAUAGCCCGCAUUGCUAAAUGUUUUGGUUAGUGUUAGCGGUACAAUAGAUCAUGCUGCUUAAUUGGUCAAAUACAAUGCUACCGGACUAUGACUCCAGGGGGACUAUAUCCGCUGUCACACCGGUACGCUCAGCUCGUACACGAAGAGAGUACUGGAAGGUAAAUUAUGUCACUUUUAGAGAUUAGUCGGGAAUGUUGAUAUUUCCCAUUUGAAACCAAGCACUCCGAUAAUUUGCUGUGGGCCUUUGUGUCAACGCCCGUCAUGAAAGGUCCGUUGCGGACGCACUAAUGUAACUGAACAGACGAUGCUUUUAUAUCAAUAUAACCAGUACCAGUAAUUUGUGGGUUUCUAUGGCAUUUAUUGUCAAUGAUUGGCAAUGAUAUAAUGGUUUAUAUAUUCAUGCGUGUGAAUGAUUUCCUCCAUUACGUUCUUGCAGUGUUCGAUAGGCGUCAUCGUCGAUACCGAAACAGUCACUUUUGAUUCAGCAGAGGGCCAGAAAACUGGCUACAAAAUAAAGUCCCCAUCCGCUGAAAAAACUGAACAUUGCUGGUGUUUUUUUUAAUUUUUACUUUAUGUAGCUGAUAAGACCGUCGGUUUCCAUUUCAAACGUUCAAUUUUGGAUAAACUGUCAAAAUAAGAUCUCUCAACAUGGAGAUGCUACGUCGACGUAUGAAAUUCAUCGCUGUUUUAUUUCUUAUGACAAUAAAUGAUUUUGGAAUGUGCGCUGACGUGACCUUGUCAUCGGAAGCCAAGGUCAUCCGGCUGCUGACCUCCAACCCAAACUACGAUAAGAGAGUCCGUCCAAUCAAGAACAGCUCCAACCCGAUCUUUGUGAGCCUCAGCCUCCUUCCCAGGAGCCUCAUCUCGCUGGACGAUGAAAAACAGCGUAUCGCCAUUGCUGCAUAUUUUGAUUUGAGAUGGAAAGACGAAUACAUGCAUUGGGACCCGGCGCAAUAUGACGGCGUCAAAAGGAUCGUACUGACAAACCAAGACAUCUGGAUCCCGGAUAUCAUUACUAUUGAUAGCCAGGGCGGCAUGGACGACGUGGCCUACACGAUUGUAGGAGUCGACCUAGUUGUCACGUAUGAUGGCAAUGUCACGUGGUACUCAAACCGCGUCUUUGUCAGGUCAUGCUCUCUAAAAAUGACCUACUUCCCAUUCGACGUCCAGGAGUGCUACUUCCGGUUUGAGAGUCGCACUCACAAUCGGCCAUCUCUGACUAUGUUCGCUCACCAACAUCCCGCGCAAAUCGAAUCACUCGACAUUAGCGAAUUACACAAGUAUCACGACGGCCAAUGGGAUUUCGUCAAGGGAGAUGCUGCGGUCUUCGUCGAGGUUUAUUUGGACUGGUCGUACUAUCGAGCGAAUUUGACAAUGAAACGGAAACCGAUAUAUUUUAUUUUGAAUAUUCUCGGGCCGUGUGUCGUCAUAUCGCUUUUGAUUCCCAUCAUGUUCUACCUGCCGCCCGACUCCGGGGAGAAGAUAUCCAUGGGCGUGACGAUCCUACUGGCGUUCUCGGUGUUUCAGAUGGUCCUUGCUGAGUCCCUGCCACACAACAGCGACACAACACCAAUUAUAGUGAUUUACAUCACGGUGUUGAUGGCUUCCUCCGCAUUAUCCAUCAUAUUGGCAGUAAUUGUUUUGCAAUUGCAUCUCCGUGGGGACGUCAUGAUGCCAAGAUGGCUGCGGUUUCUCGUCUUCGACUGUCUCGCGAGAGUUGUUUGCAUGCAUGAGUCAGCACAAAGGAAAAUCAAGAUGGUCGAAGGCACCGAGAUAAUCUUUGAGAACGGAAGAUUUCCAUCCACAAAGAUGGAUUUUGAUGACAAAAAUGGCGUCCAACUCGAAUCAGUAAACAAGAAUUGGUCCACAAAACCAAGGAAUACAGAUGACGUCCUCCUAUCAGUGUUGAACCAAACUAACCGACCUACAGACCAGUUUUCAACGCGCCCUGAGAACGGAAAUGUUGAAUUAUAUUUGUCGAAAAUCGUGGAUUCUCUGAAUAACAGCUUCGGGGUACAGAAUGAGGCAAGAAGGAAGAGCGAAUUAAGUUAUCUUUGGAAGGAGAUGGCCAGAGUAUUGGACAGGGUCUUCAUGUUGUGUUACUUCAUAAUCAACAUCGUUGCAGCGGCCACAUUCGUUGGAUUGUUUCUUCAGAACCCAAACAAAUGAAUCUUAAUAAACUCGGGCCAUGACAGAUUUGGGCAUCACAGAAGAAAUCCCGAAAUCUGCAAUUUG
Messenger RNA from Lineus longissimus, 2417 nucleotides. RefSeq names its product acetylcholine receptor subunit beta-like. Gene Ontology annotation, cellular component: neuron projection; plasma membrane; synapse. The record is from RefSeq and is a predicted model, not a curated record. Lineage: Eukaryota; Metazoa; Nemertea; Pilidiophora; Heteronemertea; Lineidae. The transcript is spliced from 6 exons. Gene Ontology annotation, molecular function: transmembrane signaling receptor activity; excitatory extracellular ligand-gated monoatomic ion channel activity; transmitter-gated monoatomic ion channel activity involved in regulation of postsynaptic membrane potential. Bases 831 to 2351 code for a protein of 506 amino acids. Gene Ontology annotation, biological process: regulation of membrane potential; nervous system process; monoatomic ion transmembrane transport.